Amborella trichopoda is the source of this 1533-nucleotide messenger RNA. RefSeq names its product Proteasome component (PCI) domain protein (gene COP8). NCBI's taxonomy places the organism in Eukaryota, Viridiplantae, Streptophyta, Magnoliopsida, Amborellales, Amborellaceae. The record is from RefSeq and is a predicted model, not a curated record. Gene Ontology annotation, cellular component: COP9 signalosome; cytosol.
UUUUUUAAACCGGGUUGGAGAAUUUCUGCAAUAUUUUGGUGCGAAGGAUUCAAAACCCUAAUAUCUGAAGAGGUCAGGGUUCCUCAGAACAAGGAAUCAGAAUCCUAAAAACUAAGAGCUAGGGUUUUCCAGAGCUUGAAUCUAUCGAAAAUGGAGAGUGCCCUAGCCAAUGCUGCUUGUAUAUCGGAUCAGAGACAGAAGAUCGAGCAAUACAAGCUCAUAUUAUCAUCGGUCCUCUCAUCGAACAAUGUCUCUCAAGCCAAGGGGUUCAUUGAUCACAUGGUUUCGGAUGAUGUUCCAUUGGUGGUCUCAAGGCAGCUGCUACAAGCUUUUGCCCAAGACUUAGGGAGGUUAGAGCCAGAGACUCAGAAGGAGAUAGCUCACUAUGCCCUUACUCAGAUUCAACCUCGGGUUGUCUCGUUUGAAGAACAGGUGUUGAUCAUCAGAGAAAAGCUUGCUGAGUUGUAUGAAUCUGAAGAGCAGUGGUCAAAAGCAGCUCAAAUGCUCAGUGGCAUUGACUUGGACUCUGGAAUCAGGAUGCUUGACGAUACAUACAAGCUGUCAAAAUGCGUCCAAAUUGCUCGUCUUUAUCUCGAGGAUGAUGAUGCUGUAAACGCAGAAUCUUUCAUUAACAAAGCUUCUUUCUUAGUGAGCAAUAGUGAGCAAGAAGUAUUGAAUUUACAAUACAAGGUGUGCUAUGCUAGGAUCUUGGAUUUAAAGCGGAAGUUUCUGGAAGCUGCACUUCGUUACUAUGACAUUUCCCAAAUUGAGAAGCAUGAAAUUGGUGAUGAGGUUAUUGAUGAGGAAGCCCUUGAGCAAGCUCUGAGUGCGGCCGUGACAUGUACAAUCCUGGCUGGUGCUGGUCCACAACGAUCUCGUGUUCUGGCAACUCUAUACAAGGAUGAGCGGUGUUCAAAGUUGAAGAUUUAUCCAAUAUUACAGAAGGUCUACCUUGAGAGAAUUUUGAGAAAGCCAGAAAUCGAUGCAUUUGCUGAAGAACUCAAACCACACCAGAAAGCUCUUUUACCUGACAAUUUUACUGUUCUGGAUCGUGCAAUGAUUGAGCACAAUCUUCUAAGUGCAAGCAAACUAUAUACAAAUAUUAGUUUUGAGGAAUUAGGCACCCUGCUUGGUAUUCCCCCACAAAAGGCUGAGAAGAUAGCUUCACGGAUGAUCUAUGAAGAUAGAAUGAGGGGAUCCAUUGAUCAGGUCGAAGCAGUCAUACACUUUGAGGAUGACACGGAAGAGCUUCAGCGGUGGGAUCAACAGAUAGUGGGCCUCUGUCAAGCUCUCAAUGAUAUCCUGGAUAGUAUGUCAAAGAAGGGUGUCGCCGUUGCUGUCUGAGCUAAUUUCUCAGUAGGAUUUAUGGAACAGUGAGAUUAUGGUUUUUGGAGGUGGUACAUAUUGGCAUGGGGUUUUCUUUUGUAGAAAGUGGUUGUAUCUAAUGAGCAUUUGCUUGCUGUUUGGGAAAACGGGGAUUGGUUCCUUUUUUGAGUUACAUUACAUUCUGAUUUCUAAUUCCCGUGGGGUCGA